AUGUCUCCAGCUCCCGUUGUCAAUGAAACGCAGCCGGACCUGCAGCUUCGAACCUUAGCUCGGGCUCUUGAAGCUCUUUUGCUUUCCAUCCAACAACUUGGCUGCAAGGAAAGAUUGCUACAACAGAGGCUGAAAUAUGCACACGAUGAGUAUCUGAAACUCGCACAUCAACUUCCCACUGGGCCCAAUACCCGCACCAAGAUUAUCUCAGAGAAGAUACUUGGUCAUCAUUCCGAGUUCGAUUCCCUCCAUAACCAAUCCCUAAACCCCUUGGAUGUAGUCAACGCACUCGCAGAGUCCGGAAACGUAGGAAAAGGGGCACUCGCCGCUAUAACAGAAGGGCUUGAGUGCUGCAGAUCAAUAAACCACCCGCAAGAAGACAACCAGCUCUCUGACCUCAACUCAUGUUACGUUGCGACGAGAGCUGGUUUACCGGGUCAGUUAGAGAAAGACUUCACCACGAAGGGCACGCACGGAGAUUUGCGUUGUCCCUUUGUGAAGCCCAACAAUAAACCCCUUGAAAACGGGGAGCCUAAUGGGUUAGAGGAAGCCCUUGCAACUCAAAACGGUGACACGUGUGGGCUCAAAGACCUUGAUCCCAUCAAAGCCGAACAGAGUGAUAGACGUUCUAGUUUAACUACAUCUGCGAAAUCCGGUGCAACGCACUGUCCCGUUUCCAGAUGCCCCAUCAGAUUCAUGGACCAGCACAGUCCGGAGGAAAUCGCCGACUAUGUCGAGAGACACAAGCAUGAGAUUCCGCGGAGCCAUGCGGUCUGUGUACAACGGUACCAGAGAGACGAGCAAACGAUGCGGCUACUCGACUCCAAAUAUGGUAGUCUUAUCAAUAUGAUUCGAGGCCUGUCAGCGAAACACCAAGCAUUCCUGCCAGGCCACAGUCAGGAUGGUGCCCCUUCGUCUACCUCCUCUGUUGAACGGGUCGAGAAAUGGGCGGAGGGCGUUGGGAUGAAAUCACCCGGGUCUGAAACACCCGAAUCUGCCAAAGAGGAGGACGGAGAUGAAAACGAGGAACAAGUGGAUAUAAACGAUGAAGAUGACAGGAAAGGUCGGUUUGACCGUCCGCUACGUGAAGUCCGCGUUGGAGAGUCCCCGAGCAGGCCUUGGGGGAUCCAUGUUCCUGCUACACAGCCUUUCCCAUCUGCUACGCCUUCGCCGCCGCCUGCCCCGGUCUCAGUCUCCAUUCGCCUGUCGUCAGACAGACCGUCUGACCAUCCUGCUGGAGUGGACGCUGUUGACCACAUCCCUGACCACAUGGCACUCCCACCCGCCGGUCAGAGGACUGGUCGGUGUCCUUUUGGCCAUGGUGCCCCCCAGGUGAACGAACCGGCGCCUGAUCCCGAAACCGAGACCAUUCGCGAUGAAUUCCAUAAGGAUGAAGUCGGAGAUACCAUCCGGCCUAGUCACCAGGACGAUGCAGACGAUCAAGUCCAGAAUGGCAGAGCCACGAACUCGUCCGCUAAUAUCGUCUUCAACGGGCCGGUGUUUUUUGGAUUCUCUCCUGAACAGACUGCGGCUUUUCUCCAGCAAUUAGGCAAUCUGGGUGUACAUAAGCCUACAACGACAUGA
Molecule: messenger RNA, 1584 nt
Organism: Aspergillus clavatus NRRL 1
Lineage: Eukaryota; Fungi; Ascomycota; Eurotiomycetes; Eurotiales; Aspergillaceae
Exons: 2
Coding region: 1-1584 (527 amino acids)
Source: RefSeq, a predicted model, not a curated record